CCUCCCCCGCACAGCGGCCGCGGGCCGGGGCGGGCCACCCUUCGCCUGCCAUCCGGACGGGGCGGACGUCGGGGCGCCGCGGUCGGACGUUGCUCUGGAAAAGCCAAGACCCCGCAUAAUUACUGCCUUUCGGGGGGUCCCGGAGAGCCCUGGACCCAUGUUUUUCCUUGCUCAUAAACAUUGGGACUAAUUUGAAUCUGUCAGCUGAUCGUACAUGUUAUAAAAGAGGAACAUAGUUAAUGAUGCUGUAGAGGAGACUGAAUUAAGGAUGAAAAUUGUGCGUAUUGCAGAAGUGGAUUUUGCUCCGCUAAAAUGUUUAAGAAACAUGACGUAUCAGAGAAUAGCUCACAUGGUGAUUUAACAAACAUUUACCAAGAGCUUUACUAUCUGUUGGGCACAGGGCGUGUAUUUAGCGGAGUCUUGUGAAGUUUGUAAGCUAAACUUUUUCCAGUAGUCCAGGUGCCUAUUAUUUUAGUCCUGGAAUGCAGAAAUAAUUUUAAAAAAAAAAUUUUUUUUCCUCUAGAACAUGCGAACAAACAAAAAUUGAGCUUUCUUGGUUAGUGGGAUACAGGUGUGAAGAGGAACUAUAGUCCCGCCCUCAAAGAACUUAGAGUCUAGUAGAAGAGAUGAGGAGCCCUGCUGGCGCAGUGGUUAAGAACUCGGCUGCUAACCAAAAAGGUCGGCAGUUGGAAUCCACCAGCCACUCCUUGGAGCAAUUCUCAUCUGUCCUCACAGGGUCGAAAUUCACUCAACAGCAGUGGGUUUGGUUUUGGGUUUGGUUUAGAAGAGAUUGCACAGGGGGGAAGCUCUUGAAUGCUCGCUGAAAGGUCUGCAGUUGGAACCCACCCAGCGCUCAGAGAAAGAUCUGGUGAUCUGUCAUCAUAACAGCCACCAAAACUCUAUGGGGCAGUUCUCCUCUGUCCUAUGGGGUUGCUGUGAGUCGGCAUCUACUCAGCGGCACAUAACAACAACAGAAGAAAUGGACAUAUAGGGGAAGUGCCAUUGAAAAGUUUAUUGCAGAGAGUUAACAAGAUCACGUUUUAAGAAGAUGCUGGAGAGGAGCCCAGGUAGAUUAACUGAAGACCUGGAUGAGGACAAGAUCUUUGGGGAGAGACUAGAAUAUAAGGAGAGGGUCUAGAACCAAGCCUUGAAGAAGUCAGCUGUGUUUACUCAUCAGAGAGAGACAAACCACCACAGGUAGUUUAAUCGUUCAGGCAACUCACCCGACUCUCCACAUCAUAGUACGCCAUGGUGUAAACAGGAAAUGAGACAACCUGCUGUUCCCUUCGCCUCAUUUGGCAGGAGCCUCUGUCAGCGUUAAGUGUCUCACCACGGUGAAUGUGUGGUUCUAAUGUUUAAUGAUCUGUCAUUUUGUAUAACGUAACCCUCAAUCCAAGUGAACUACUUCAUCUGACGCUCAGCCAGACACUGCUGUCUGUUCCAGCAAGGAACCCCUCGUUGUUGGACUUAAUGGAAGACACAGUAUGUUCGUCUCCAGCAUGGUGUCUGCUUAAAGAGAUUUUCAAGGAAAAUUCUGAGUCUAUGUAAUUUUCACUUUAUAGGCUGAGUUUAGAACCUAACUCUCAUGUAUAAGGCAGCCCCACUUCAUGUAUUUGAAAAUAAUAAUAAAUGAGGAAAGAAACAGAAAAAAAAUAUUUAAGUCACAAUCUAAACAACAGUUGUCUCUAAGUGGUAGGAUUUUGAGAGACUUUUUCUGCUUCCUUAUACUUUUCAGCAUUUGGCAAAUUCUCUGCAGUAAGCAGGUAUGGGAGCCCUGGUGGAUAGUGGGUAGGACCUCAACUGCUAACCAAAAGGUCAGCAGUACAAAUCCACCAGCCGCUCCUUGGAAACUCUAUGGGGCGGUUCUUCUCUGUCCUAUAGGGUCACUAUGAGUCAGAAUCGACUAGAUGGCAACAGGUUUUGUUUUGGUUUUAAGCCAUGUAUUGCUUUUACAGGAAAACUGAACCACUUAAAAUACAGUUUGGACAUUUUUCAAUUACUCUUCGUAAUAUACUUCUGUCUGAAGUGAAAUUUAAAGUCAUACUACAAGAUACUUAGAUCUAGAUAUUUCUGAAUAGUGGCUGCCAUUUAUUGAGUACUUACUGUGCGCCAGGCACUGUGCAAAGUACUUAGCAUGCCAUUUUAACCCUCACAGUAUGCCUGUAAGAUCUAGAUGCUGUUCUAUUUUACAGAUAGAUGCUAUUAACAUUUAUUGAACACAAACUGUGAGCCAUCUUAUUUUAUCCAAGGCACAAAAAGGCUAAGUAACUUUCCCAAGAUCACCCAGGAGUUAGAGCCAGGACUGGGUGUGGGCACUUUGGCUGCAGAGCCCACACUCUUCCUCAGCAUGUGCUAUACACGUGGAGCCCAAGCUUGUGGGGUCAGUUCAAGAGGCUCAUAUGUGGAUCUGCCCAUGCUCUUCAUCAUUGUACCUUGUCAUGGAUUGAAUUAUGUCCCCCGCAAAAACGUGUGUAUCCAUUUGGCUGGGCCAUGAGCCCCAGUAUUGUGUGGUUGUCCUCCAUUUUAUGAUUGUAAUUUUAUGUUAAAGAGGAUUACAACACCCUUACUAAGGUCAUGUCCCCUUCCCCUGACGCUGACGCCUUGAAUUUGGACUUUUAGCCUACUUUACUGCAAAGAAAUAAACUUCUCCUUGUUAAAUCCAUUCACUUGUGGUAUUUCACUUAUAGCAGCACUGGAUGACUAAGACAUACUUCUUCCUGUUAUAAUUCACGGCCUUCAAAUUUUUUAAAAAAUACUUCAUUAUUGUCAUCUUGGCUAAUGGUAUUAGAAAUUAUCUGAAGAAAACUCUGGUUGAGCCACUAGAAAUAGAAUCUGUGUCUACAGAGGUUUUAGUCUCCACAGGCACUAACAGUGAGCUGUCAUUACAAAUGAUAAACCAAAAUGAGAAAGCUGGUACUCGUUACUUUUCCUUAUAAUCAUUGAUUUGAUUUGUCAAAAUAAUAGCAAGGGCAUUAUUAGAGGCCGAGACUGGAAAUGGCUGUAUUUGUUUUCCCUUCAAAGGCACAAAUAAUAAGGGAAGGCUGUUAAUUAACUAGCCAGCCCAGUACUGAACACUUAUGUGGCAAGGCUGAAACACACAGUAAGAAUACUCUUUGGAUACUAAUAGUUAAAAAACAAAAAAAACUGGGUGUGUUUUCACUACCAAAAAACAAAAGAAAUUAGUGGCAAAGGAUAUAAUGCAGUAGGCACAGUCUAGCUUUCUCAAGGCACCUGAAGAUUAUCAAGCUAGGAUGGCUGGUUGGACCAUGUUAAAGGUAUGUUCACCAUCCACAGCUAACCUAAUUUCCCCUGGCUCUGUGGAGCAGUUUCCCCUGGACCAGUCAUGUGGCAUUUCCCAUCUUACCUGGCUAAGACUCUCAUUCUGGAUUUUAUGUGUGUGUAUGUAAUACAUGUCUCCUAAAUGAAAUCGAAACAGUGUAGGAAAGGGAGUCUGUCAAAAGAACAUUUGAGAUCUGUGAGCCUUUGACCUCUUAUGAGCUGUAAAAUGCAGAUAACUACAAGAUUGCUGCAAAGCUCAAACAGAUAAUUAAAUUAAAGAUGUCUAAGUUGUGACGACUGGGUAUUACAAUUCAGUGAUUUUUUUUUAAUUGUGCUUUAGGUGAAAAUUUACAGCUCAAGUUAAUUUCUCAUACAAAAAUGUAUACACAUACUGUUACGUGACCCCAGCUGCAAUCUCUAUAAUGUGACAGCACACUCCCUGCUUCCACCACGGGUUUUCCCUAUCCAUUCAACCAGUUCCUGUCCCUUUCCGACUUCGCAUCCCGCCUCUGGGCAGGAGCUGCCCAUUAGUCUCAUGUAUCUAUUUGAACUGAGCAGUACACUCUUCGCGAGUAGAAUUUUUUGUUUUAUAGUCCAGUCUAAUCUUUGUCCGAAGAGUUGGCUUCGGGAAUCGUUUUAGUUCUGGCUUAACGUCCAGGGGCCACGUCAUCUGGGGUUCUUCUAGCCUCAGACCAUUAAGUCUGGUCUUUUUACGUGAAUUUGAGCUCUGCACCACACUUUUCUCCUGCUUCGUCAGGGACUCUCUGUUGUGUUCCCUGUCAGGGCAGCCACUGGUGGUAGCUGGCACCAUCUAGUUCUGGUCUGAGGCUGAUGGAGUCUUCAGUAAAUUUUUAAGAAGAUAUAUUUAAUACUCCACCCAAGUAGUUCUCCUCUUUGGUAAUUUAAAUCCAUUUUGUAUGCAUCCUUAACUAAUUAUAUCUCACAUUUGUAUGUGUAUGUAUCCUAAAUGGCGACACAUCUUAUAUAAAACCGACAUUUUUUUUUCUUGCAGGUUGGAUGAGUACAUUCUGAAUCCCAGGACAGUGGGAACAGCCAGUGGACUACAGGCAUGAUGUGGAUGUUAUUGAUGAGAUCUCAGCCCUGCAGACUGUGUUCUGUCAGGAAGAUGUUACAAACUUCAAAAUACAGACCUUUUAUAGCAUGCUGCACCUAUACAACUGAUAGACAGUCAAACAAAGAAAAUAAAAGAACAUUGGAAAAGCUCUAUCAAUUUUCGGUUGACGUAAGGAAAAUUCGCAGAUUAAAAGGAUGGGUACUUUUGGAAGAUGACACCUAUGUUGAAGAAAUUGUAAAUAUUUUACAAGAACUAGGAGCUGAUGAAACUGCUAUAGCCAGCAUUUUGGAACACUGCCCAGAAGCAAUUGUCUGUAGUCCAACCGCUGUUAACACCCAGAAAGAACUCUGGCAGUUGGUCUGCAAAAAUGAAGAGUUAGUUAAGUUAAUAGAACAAUUUCCAGAAUCUUUCUUUACUGUUAAAGACCAGGAAAACCGGAAGCUGAAUGUUCAGUUCUUUCAAGAGUUGGGACUCAAGAAUGUCAUCAUUAGCAGAUUUUUAACAACCGCACCUAAUAUUUUUCAUAAUCCUGUUGAGAAGAAUAAGCAAAUGAUAAGGAUUCUCCAAGAAAGUUAUCUAAAUUUAGGUGGCUCUGAAGCCAACAUGAAAGUUUGGCUACUGAAAUUGUUAAGCCAAAACCCAUUUAUUUUGUUAAAUUCUUCUGCAUCUAUAAAGGGAACACUGGAAUUUCUCCAGGAACAAGGUUUCACAAACUCUGAAGUUCUCCAACUUCUGUCCAAACUCAAAGGAUUCCUUUUUCAACUUUGCCCAAGAAGUAUACAGAACAGUAUUUCCUUCUCUAAACAAGCUUUUAAAUGCACAGACUGGGACCUAAAGCAAUUAAUUUUGAAAUGCCCUGCUCUUUUAUAUUAUUCUGUUCCGGUUUUGGAAGAACGAAUUCAGGGAUUACUGAGAGAAGGGAUUACCAUACCUCAGAUAAGAGAGAUGCCAAUGGUUCUUGAAUUAACACCACAGAUAGUACAGUACAGGAUAAAGAAACUAAAUUCUUUAGGCUAUAGGAUAAAGGAUGGACAUCUAGCUCAUCUAAAUGGAACAAAAAAAGAGUUUGAGGCUAACUUUGGUAAAAUUCAAGCUAAAAAAGGAAGGCCGUUAUUUAACCCUGUGGCACCGUUAAAUGUUGAAGAGUAAAUUUAACUGAUUUACGGUGCUGCUUCUUAACAGUGCAAAGUGAAACAUUAGCAAAAACUUAAGCAGUUUAGGCAGUUUGUAGGCACCAAUAAUUGUACAGACCUAUUUAGCUUCGGAGUUGUAUUUAAAUUAGCUCUAAAUAAUCUCACUGGUACUGUAUCUGAAAACGUAAGUAACUGCAUUUAAAUAAAGCUGGUAACCUUUACCUUGAGCUGUUUAAAGAACACAUGUACUAUUAAAUGUACUAUUAAAAGGAGCCCUGGUGGUGCAAUGAUUAAAGCAAUUGACUGUUAACUGAGGGUUCAGAGGUUCGAGACCACCAGCGACUACACAGAAGAAAGAUGUGGCAGUCUGCUUCCAUAGAGAUUUACAGCCUUGAAAACCCUAUGGGGUCACUAUGAAUCGGAAUCAACUCGACAGCAUUGGGUUUUUUUUUAUUAUUAUUAAAUGGCUUAUGAUGUUUUAUAUAAGUUAGUAAUAUCUAAGAAACUGACAAGCAUGCUCCCUUAAAAGUAUGAAUACAUUUUUACUUACAUAAGACGUUUCAGCUGCUACGCACACCCAGUCUUCUUCCUCACCACCAGCCCUGAAACAUCACUGCACCAUGACCUGAAUUCUCUAAGUGUCAAAGGAAACGUGCAAACUUAUAAUAUUGGAGUAAAUGUGUAUCUUUGAGAACCAAGUAUUACCCAAAAAUACGUUCUACUGGACGACUUUGAUUAGAGCGUACUUACGUAGCAGUGUAUCACAAAAUGCUUCUAUGUGCGUUACAGACGGGGAAACUGAAGCUUAGGUCACUCAGCUGCAAAGUGGCAGAGACCAGGUUUACUAAGAUCUGGCUCCUUUUCAAACCUUGUGAAUAGGAAUAAUUGCUUAUGAGUUGGCACAAGAGAAGUCACCCCCUACCUAACAUGCCAAAAAAGAGUGACUACUAAUAAUAAAUUUAGGGAAUUUUAUGAAAACGUGUGUAAAAUUCCUUAAAUUUGAAAUUAUCUAAUUUAUACACAUUUGAAGUAAACAUAGCUUUUCAGAAAGCUUAAUUUAACAUCUAAGUCUGCCUAUAAGGGAAAAUGUGUGAUAGAACUGAAUCUAGUGGUAGAGUUCCAAGUUUCUGUUUUUGAAUCUUGUUCCAAGGUAAACAUUACCGAUAAAGACUGGCUCACUUUCAGCUUCAAAGUCUGAACUUUGUAACAAAUACAAGCAAACAGUUGACUGUCACUCAAACAUCUGUGUACUGUUUGUGCAUGGUCUUUUAAGUAAUGAAAAAAUUCUGAAUACUGCAGGCAGUGUCCUCACUAUUCAGCAAAUAAAGUAGCCCUUUCGAUACAAAUCUGCCCAGUCACUUAAUUUGGAUAGUGAGAGAUACCUGUAUGUAGCACCUACUAAGUGCCAAGCAUAUGUUGUAAGUGGUUUAUAAUCCUAAGAGCUAAGUACCAUUAUUUACUUUUCUACAAUGAGGGCAAAUAAUUUACCCAAGGUCACCUGAUACUGUUCAAGAAAAACUGCUAGCCAGUAGGACUGGAGCAGGAGACUGGCACAAGAUGAGUUACGCAUGGUUCAACUCAUCUUGUGCCAUCUAACUCGUCAGGUCCAUCUAAGGAGGAGGAUCUCUUUGUAAGUGCAGUGGGAAACCCUUGGAGACUUUAAGUAGGAUUGCCUUUAAGGUUUACAGAAGGAGUUUCUACCGGUUGUCCAGACAUUAGUGGUGCUAACACUAAUUUCUGAAGUAUCAAUUUAGAGUACAUUCUGUGGUAUAUGGUCACCUUACUUCUAUUUUAGAUGUCAAUUUUGACAUGCCUACUAGACAUACAAGUAGAGAUGACAAGCAAAUGGCUAAGUCUGGAAUUGAGAAAUCAGGACUGGAGAUAUAUAUUUGGGAGUCAUCUGCAUCUCUAUGGUAUUUAAAGCCAUGGAUCUAGAUGACACUGCCUGAAAAAAAGAAUGUAGAUUUGAAGUAGGGUGGCUGCCAACGCCUGGAAAAGGCUGAGCAGAGGAAAAAGUCAGCCAAGAAGAGGGCGUGGUCAGCAGUGAAUGCCACUGAUAGGCCAACUAGGAUUCAGUUGUUAGGUGCCAUCAAGUCACUUCUGACUCAUAGCAACCCUAAGUACAACAGAAUAAAAUACUGCCUAGCCCUGUGCCAUCCUCACAAUCAUUCUGCUUGAGCCCAUUGUUGGAGCCCCUGUGUCAAUCCCUCUCCUUGAGGGUCUUCCUCUUUUUCACAGACCCUCUACCAAGCAUGUCCUUCUCCAGGGACUGGUACUUCCUGAUAACAUGUCCACAGUAUGUGAGAAGUCAUCUCACCAUCCUACCUUCUAAGGAGCAUUCUGCCUGGGCUUCUUCCUAGACAGGUUUCUUUCUUUUGGCAGUCUGUGGUAUAUUCAAUAUUCUUUGACAACACCGUAAUUCAAAGGCAUCAAUUCUUCUUCAGUCUUCCUUAUUCAUUGUCCAGCUUCUGCACACGAGGCGACUGAAAACCAUGGUUUGAGUCAGGCGCACCUUGUCUUCAAGGUGCUAUCUUUGCUUUUUAACACUUUAAAGUGGUUUUUGCAGAUCUGCUCAAUGCAGUGCAUCAUUGGAUUUCUUGACUGCUGCUUCCAUGGGUGCUGAUUGUGAAUUCAAGUAAGAUCAAAUUUGUGGCAGCUUCAGUCUUUUCUCCAUUUAUCAUGAUGUUGCUUAUUCAUCCAGUGGUGAGGAUUUUUGUUUUAUGUUGAGGUGUAAUCCAUACUGAAGGCUGUGGUCUUUGAUCUUCAUUAGUAAGUGCUUCAAGUCCUCUUCACUUUCAGCAAGCAAGGUCGUGUCAUCUGCGUUAACAGGUUGUUUUGAGUCUUCCUCCAAUCCUAAUACCAAGUCCAGCUUCUUAGAUUAUUUGCUCAGCAUACAGAUUGAAUAAGUAUGGAUACAACCCUGACACAAACCUUUCCUGACUUUAAUCCAUGCAGUAUCCCCUUGUUCUGUUCAAACAACUGCCUCUUGAUCUAUGUACAGGUUCUUCACGAGCACAAUAAUUAAGUGUUCUGGGAUUCACAUUCUCUGAAAUGUUAUCCAUAAUAUAAGAUCCAUGCAAACGCUUUUGCAUAGUCACUGAAACACAGGUAAACAUCUUUCUGGUAUUCUCUGCUUUCAGCCAGGAUCCAUCUGACAUCAGCAGUGAUAUCCCUGGCUCCACGUCCUCUUCUGAAUCUGCCUUAAAUUUCUGGUAGUUCCCUGUCGAUGUACUGCUGCAGCUGCUUUUGAAUGAUCUCCAAAAAUUUUACUUGCCUGUGAUAUUAAUGAUAUUGUUUGAUAAUCUGCAAAUUCCCCUGGAUCACCUUUCUUUGAGAUAGGCCUAAAUGUGGAUCUCUUCGAGUCCGUGGGCCAGGUAGCUGUCUUCCAAAUUUCUUGACAUAGAAAACUGAGCACUUCCAGCACUGCAUCCGUUUGUUAAAACAUCUCAAUUGUUAUUCCGUCAAUUCCUGGAGCCUUGGUUUUUGCCAGUCCCUUUUUCAAUGCAAUUUGGACCUCUUCCUUCAGUACAAUUGGUUCCUGGUCAUAUGUUGUCUCCUGAAAUGGUUGAAUGUCGACCAAUUCUUUUUGGUACAGUGACUCUGUGUACUCCUUCCAUCUUCUUUUGAUGCUUCCUGCAUUCACUUGAUAUUUUCUCUGUAGAAUUCUUCAGUAUUGCAACUUUAGGCUUGCAUUUUUUCUUCAGUUCUUUUAGCUUGAGAAAUGCAGAGCAUGUUCUUGCCUUUUGGUCUUUGCACACGCCAUUAUAACACUUUACUUCGUCUUCUUAAGGUGCCCUUUGAAAUAAUUCUUUUCUGCUCUUUUACGUCAUCAUUUCCUCCAUCCACUUUAGCUACUCGACGUUGAAGAGCAAGUUUCAGAGUCUCUUCUGACAUCCAUUUUAGUCUUUCUUUCCUGUCUUUUUAAUGACCUUUUGCUUUCUUCAUGUAUGGUGUCCUUGAUGUCAUUCCACAAAUCAUCUGGUCUUUGGUCAUUAGUGUUCAACUCAUCAAAUCUACUCUUGAAAUGGUCUCUAAAUUCAGGUGGGAUAUCCUCAAGGUUGUGCUUUGGCUCUUGUUGACUUGUUCUAAUUUUCUUCAGCUUCAACUUGAACUUGUAUAUGAGCCAUUGUUGGUCUGUUCCACAGUUCGCCCCUGGCCUUAUUCUGAUGAUACUGAGCUUUUCCACUGUCUCUUUCCACAGAUGUAGUUGAUUUGAUGCCUGUGUAUGCCAUCUGCUGAGGUCCAUGUGUACAGUCGUCAUUCGUGUUGCUGAAAAAAAGUAUUUGGAAUAAAGAAGUCAUUGGUCUUUGCAAAAUUCUAUCAUUCCAUCUCCAACAUCGUUUCUAUCACCAAGGCCACACUUUCCAACUACUGAUCCUUCUUUGUUUCCAACUUUCGCAUUCCAGUCACUAGAAAUUAUCAAUGCAUCCUGACUGCAAUGUUCGAUCAAUUUCAGACUGCAGAAGUUGGUAAAAAUCUUCAAUUUCUUCUUCUUUGGCCUUAGUGCAUAUUUGAAUAACAGUCAUAUUAACUGGUGUUCAUUGUAGGCGUAGUGAUAUCCUAUCACUCACAAUGUUGUACUUCAGGAUAGAUCUUGAAAUGUUCUUUUUGACGACGAAUGCAACACCAUUCCCCAAUUUGUCAUUCCCGGCAUAGCAGACCUAUCAUUGUCUGAUUCAAAAUGGCCAAUACCCGGUCCAUUUCAGCUCACUAAUGCCUAGGAAAUUGAUGUUUAUGCAAUUCCAUUUACUUUUUGAUGAUUUCCAGUUUUCGUAGACUCAGACUUUGUACAUUCCAUGUUCUAGUUGUUAAGGGAUGUUUGUAGCUGUUUCUUCUCAUUUUGAGUCAUGCCACAUCAGCAAACUGUAAUACAGAGAUGUAACCAAGGGAUCUGGCAAAGAAUAAAUCACGGUUGGCCUUACUGGGUAAUUCUGGUGGAACAGACUAGGUAGAAAGGCCAACUGGAGUGAGCCGAAGAGAAAGAUAAGGCUGCAUACUUUUUCAAGAAUUUUUGCUGCAGAGGGAAGCAGAGAAAUGGAGAAAGCAAAUACUAGAACAUGCUUAUGUGCUUGAUGGUUCUGACCCAAAAGAAACUGGUAAGAGAUGGAAAAACAGCAGGAUGCCUAUUCUCGGGGAAGUGAAGAAGAGCCCAGAUAGCGGUCCUGGUCCACUGUAAAGAGGGAAGGCAAAGAACAUGGAAACACACACAGACGGUUGUUGGACUGAGUGGUACGAGAGGCCAGGGAGUUGCUGUCUUGUCCCCCAGCUCCCACACCGCCCAAAAAGAACUGAAGAACGGAAGGGAGGAAGCAUAGCAAAAGGGCUAGAAGGGAUGAAACAGUCAUUUUGAGAAGUAAGAAAGUGAACACGUAAGAGGGAAUAUUAGGAAUGUCUGGCUGUGUGUGAUCUGUGGCCAUUAAUUUAUAGAGACUAGUUAGUUUUUUUAGUUAGUACCACUGCAAAAUUCAGCUGCUCGUGUCCAGACACAGAGAACCAGAGGUACAGAAAUACAUUUCUAACAAUCUAAAAGUUUUUUUUUUAAUUGUUUUACUCCACCUUCAUGCUCAAAUAUGCUGUAUACAUUUUUUUUUUAAGCCAGAUUCCAUUCCAUUUAUUUUAGCUCCUGAACCUCUAAGAUAGUUCUGCUUUAACUUUCCCAACAUUCUUACAUUCUCACUCAGAUAUUAUGAAACAGAAUUUUAAAAACAUAGGACAGGGAGAUAUCCUGGCAUAAUAUGCUACAGUCAAAUUGUAUUUUCCCUGUGAAAAACAGCUCUAACAAAAUUGUCUAAUAAAAUCAAAUUAUUUCCCACAUAGGUUUUAUGUGUUAUUACACUAAACUCUUUCUGUAGCAAAAUGUAAAUUAGCUCUCCAAGUAAAUAUGAACAUUUGGAAAACUUCCAGCGAGCUCAAGUUCUAGCCUGGUAAAUCAAGCAUGCAGGCAGCCCUGAAUGUCAACAGCUUAUAUAGUAGUUAUUAAGUAGCUCCACUUCUGUUUCUGGACAUGAGUUGGAGAGGCUGUGACUUACACUAAUUCAAAAGUGAUAUGUGAAAUUCAACUAACAUUGAAAGUCAGUUCCUUAUUUGUAAAAAGGAAAUAAAGGCACUUCCUUCAUAUUGAUUACAUUAGAUACUAUAUGGACAGUACCUGGCAGGUAUGUAGAUGCCCCAAAAGAUAACAAUUUUCCGUCCUCCCCCUACAAGUCCCCAUCCCUUUGAAUCUUUUGGUGUGGGAAGUCUAGGUUGGUUCCACAGCAGCUUGGGCAGAGAGAUGUGCUCCCUACUUUAUAGCUCCUCCAUCGGUUCUCAAACUUCACUGUGUACAAGAAUCACCUGCAAAGCUUGUUAAAAUGCAAAGUCCUGGGCCCCACCCUACAGAGAUUCAAGUUCAGGUAAAACCCAGAAAUCUACAUUUUUAAUCUUUAUUAAAGUGUAAAAUAUUUUUGUAUUUCACUGUCAUGAGGGCACCAAUAUACAUAUUUGGGGAUGUUUAGCCAUGUUUGUUCUAUUUGGCUACAGGAUUCUCUGAACUGCUAUGUAACUAAAAAUUUUAAGAAGAUUACCCUGUUUUAAAAUGUCCUUUAUUUCCUUAGAUCCUUAUGAAACAUUUCAUCUUUGCAGGUCAUAGUGCUUUAUAACAGAUUCCUGUGUUCUUUUCCUAUCGCCUUAAUACAAAUACAAAAACAAAAAAAAUUAUUCAGUUAUUUUCAUCUGACAUUUCACUAAGUACAGGAUUCAUAAUGUCAACAUUAUUAGAUCAGUCAUUUAAGUGGGUCCACAUGUGUUUAUCCUCAUUGUGCCAAAUACCCACUCAAAAGAUAAGUUGAAUAGUAGAUGCCUCCAGGUAUAUAUAACAACUUUUAGUUUUUUGAAGUGAAGUAGUCCUGCUUAACAGGUCAAACCGCUAGUCUACGUAAAUAAACUGGAAAAGAAUGAAGUGUGCAGCUGUACAUACCAUCAAAUGGCAAGUUCAUUUCAACAGAAACCUCUAUAACCAAGCAAACAUCUGAACGGUUCUCUGCCCUCACUGCAAAAGUCCCUCCGGAACAAAGCUAUAGUUUAGAAUUUAGAAGAAACUUGAUGAGAUAAAGUAACAGGUGGCUCUUCUGUAGCAAAAAUUAAUUACAACCAUUUUUACUCGAGCAAUUUUAAAGACAAAGUUUAAAAUAAAUAUGCAAGCAAAGCAAAGCCUAACUGUAGAAGAUAAAUUAGAAAUAUAAACUAGCAGUGAAGCAAUAAUCUCUUCCAAUUAGGAACAAGUUCUCCAAUUCCAUUAUUUAGAUCAUUAUUUAGUGUUCAUCUCUUAUUUUUGUAGUUUUUUUUUUUUUAAUCUCCUUGCUAACUGUGGCAUUUGACAAGAUAUACCAACAAAUAAACCUUAAAUCCUACUGCAUGAAACAAAUGACCAUUUAAUUCCUCAUGAACUAGACAGAACUCCUUAAUGAAUUUCUUAAAAUCCCUGUGGGUAUUUUGAAAGCUUUUAAAAAUUCAGUUAUAUUCUUACCCAUUUGUUGGGUCCACAUUAUAAUGCGGCUGUGUCAGGAAGGCUGUCUUGACUUAUUACUGCAUCACCACUGCCCUCUUUGGAGUGGAGGCAAAUUUCCAUAUUAAGUAUAAAAUUCUGCGAUUUUUCAGGCUUGGAUUAUAACCCUUUGUUUAAGAGGAAUGCCAAAUAUAUAUGCCAGUUGUUAAAUUUUUAUAAUAUUGAACAUGGAACAUGAAACAAAAAAAUGAAUUUGAGCUAAGCAUACUUUGUGAGACUGAAUGAGACAUGAUGAGACAUGCUGAGACAUGGCGCACACUUCCACUCACAAUCAAAAACCUCAAUUUCCUGAAACGGACUUGGUACAACAUCUACAACUGCCUUUAAGAAAUAUAAGAUCACUUAUAUUUUAAAAGCCUAGAUAAACUUUUUGAAAGCACUUAUACAUAUUUUACAUUUGAAACUAAUCUAUGGCGCCCCUUUUCUUCCAUAUAAAAUAGUCCUCACAUAUUUUGUAGUUGCUUUUACUGUGUUUUUUACCAAUUUACGCCAUCCUGGAGAUAUAAAAUAGGAAUUUUUUUUCUGUCUUGGAUGCUUUAGGUAAUUCUUAAGAACUUAAAAUUAUUUAUUAAUUAUUUGUUCUUAAUAUGAAACUCGUCCCACAUAGUUUCUGACCAGUAAAGAAAUAUUCCUUAGGCACUGGGAGGUGUAUUAACAACGGAGCAUGAAUCCAGGUUGAAGUGUACAAUCUGCUUAUAACUACCAACAGUUAAACGUUAUCUUAGCUGCAGACAGCAAGAAAUGCCUUUACCCCACUACUCCUGAGAUUCUUAAGAGGGAAAACUAAUUUCGCAAUCUUUAAAAGAAUCCAUAUAGGUAAUUCUAAGAACUACACAUACAGGGUAUUAAAAAAGAUGUUUUCUUUUGUAAGGCAUCAAUUAUAGUUGAACAGAAUGCAUACCUAACAUAAGAUGGUUAACACUUGGUAUCAUAAAGCCAUUUAUCUUUUAAAACUCUCUAAUUCCCUCUACUUUUACCAGCUUAAAUAAGAAAAGAAGGCCCCUUGGCCUAAUCAACUAUGGUUAUAAAAAAAAAAAACUAAGACAUCUGAAACUAUUAGGCACAUCAAAGGUAUAG
Loxodonta africana (African savanna elephant) is the source of this 14107-nucleotide messenger RNA. It is a transcript of the gene MTERF2, whose product is annotated as mitochondrial transcription termination factor 2. The transcript has 3 exons. Gene Ontology annotation, molecular function: double-stranded DNA binding. Bases 4349 to 5503 code for a protein of 384 amino acids. NCBI's taxonomy places the organism in Eukaryota, Metazoa, Chordata, Mammalia, Proboscidea, Elephantidae. Gene Ontology annotation, biological process: termination of mitochondrial transcription; regulation of DNA-templated transcription. The record is from RefSeq and is a predicted model, not a curated record. Gene Ontology annotation, cellular component: mitochondrial matrix.